UUGGCGUUGAAGCGUAUCCAUCUGGUCGAGCGCAGUCAUUCACAGGUGGACACUCGGUCCCUGCUUAUCCGAUGGAUGAGCUCAGUCUUUUCCCGACCUUCAACUUAAUACCUAGCAGACGCUUGCGCAGGG
This is a messenger RNA of Dentiscutata erythropus, 132 nucleotides long. Lineage: Eukaryota; Fungi; Glomeromycota; Glomeromycetes; Diversisporales; Gigasporaceae. The record is from the annotation of a GenBank genome assembly.